This is a messenger RNA of Girardinichthys multiradiatus, 3202 nucleotides long. It is a transcript of the gene laptm4b, whose product is annotated as lysosomal protein transmembrane 4 beta. The transcript has 7 exons. Gene Ontology annotation, cellular component: lysosomal membrane. Lineage: Eukaryota; Metazoa; Chordata; Actinopteri; Cyprinodontiformes; Goodeidae. The record is from RefSeq and is a predicted model, not a curated record. The coding region runs from base 197 to 874 and encodes 225 amino acids.
AUUAACGGUUCCCUCUUCCUCUGCCUCUCCGCUCGAACGACUCUCCUCUCUGGAAGAAAAACACUUCAAACGUCCGCUGGAUGCUGUGUCUGCCGCUUCACCUGAUUCUGUCGCUGUAGCCUCGGCGGUCCCUAAUAAUUUAGAAGGGGGUGGGGGGCGCAGUAUUCAUGAAAUAAACUCCAAACGUUAGUAAAAGAUGAUUUCGCCGUGGGAUCGGUGGUACUCGACGAGCUGCUGCCUCUGCUGCCAUGUACGGACGGGCACCAUUAUUCUGGGCAUAUGGUACAUGAUAAUCAACGCGGUGGUCCUACUCAUUUUGUUGUCAGCUCUCUAUGAUCCAGUUCAGUACCGGUACCAUCUUACCAGCUCCGAGUUGGGAACUGACAUCGACGUCAUGGAUGAUGCUAAUAUCUGCAUUGCAACUGCAAUAUCCCUUCUCAUGAUUCUUAUAUGUGGCAUGGCAACAUAUGGUGCUUACAAGCAACACGCUGCUUGGAUCAUUCCAUUCUUCUGCUACCAGAUCUUCGACUUUGCCCUUAACACACUGGUGGCCAUUAGUGUGGUGGUUUAUCCCAACACGGUGCAGGACUACCUUCAGCAGCUGCCGGGGACAUUCCCUUACAAGGAGGACAUCAUGUCCACAAACAAUAUGUGCCUAGUCUUUGCAGUCCUGCUCUUCAUUGGCUGCAUCCUCUCCUUCAAGGCCUACCUGAUUGGCUGUGUGUGGAACUGCUACAGAUAUGUGAGUGGCAGAGGCACCACAGAAGUCCUGGUUUACGUCACCACAAACGACACCACGGUUCUGCUGCCACCAUACGAGGAAGCAGUUGCCAUCCCACCGAAGGACCCACCUCCCCAGUACUUGGAGGCAUGAGACACGGCCUCACUGCUGAAUUAUACACACCAACUCCUUCCACAUCUACUUCUCAACAGUAGAAUCCCAACUCAGGCUGCAGUAACAAGUCAAGCCCGUGUUUGUAGAUGCAGGUUUCAGCCUGGACUCCUGUCAAGUUUAGAUUAGAUUAAGGUGACCCUGGGGUAACUCUGGUCCCCCUCCACUUCCUCCUGCCACCCAGUUUGUUGUGAUGCAUCGUCCUCUCCAACGACAGUGUGACCAUCCCCACCAGCGCUCCCUAUAGGCAGCUGCUCUUCGCUUGAAGCGCCUGAACUCUUGGCACGCCCAGAUCGCUCUGACCCAAUUUAAUGUGAACUCCUUUGUUUUUGCUUUAAUUAAAAACUGCAUCCGUUUGGCCACCAACUGUUAAGCCCCAAUGCUGUGAAUUAACCCUGGUGUCUUUGAAUGGAGACAAACUACAUGAAGGUCAAUGAAGCAAAGAAGAGUGUGAAUGAAAAAGCAACAAAUGUUAUCAGUAAAAUAGCACUUUUUAGGAACAAAUUGACAAAUUUUCUUCAAUGAAUGUAAUGUUGAGGUAUUUUUGUAUGACUUUUUGUAUUAUGGUAAAAAACCGAUUGGGGAAACGUGAGAAGUGUUGUGUUGGAUUAUUAACAUGUAUCACUCAUCCUGUGGGAAGGGAUACAGAAGAAAAUACACCUUGACUAAUAAAAAAAAAGAAAUGUCUUCUAUGUGUCUACCCAUCAACUGCCAGUGAAACCAUCAUUCAAGCCACUUAUUUCUGUCCCGAUAUUCCAGUUUGCCUUCCUAUCUUUUUUCCGAGAUCUAACAUGAUCAUCCAGUAAAGCCUGCAUCCGAAAAGCUGUUUACAGACUGACCCCUUACAGGUCCACAUCCAAACAGGGAGUAGAAUAAGAAACUAAAGUGAGUGCAUGUGGUAAACCGCUGUCUUUCCAUUGCAGCAGCAUUAACUGGGUCUCUAUAGCUCGACUUUUGUGUUCCCGAGAAUCAGUGAAUAAUUUGACCUUUUUAAUCAACAUGGCUUAGCUGGACCGAGGGUAUUUUCCUGUAAAGACCGCAUGACGUGCUGCUGUACAUGCAUCCUUGUUUUUCUUUGCGCGCUGCACAUGUGAUGUAAUUUCCCUGUCUUCAGUACAUAGUAAUAUUUCUGUUGCACAUCCUGCAAAAUGCAAAAUGAGAUGUUGAAGUCAGCUCAGCAUCAAUGUAUCUGGUUUGUUCCCUUGUGUAGAUGUUUAACUGUUGCGACAGACAAUUGGGAGGCAAAAAGUAAUGUGCAGUAAAUAAUAUAGUCCUUUUUGUCUGAAUUACAGAUAUUUAUAAGUGCAUCUCAAUAAAUUAGAGCAUUGGCAAAAUGUAAUUCAUUUGUAAAUCAAUUUAAAAAAGAAUUUUUAGUAAAGUUAAACAGUUAUCUUAUGACCUACACAAUCAUGAGGAAGAAUGCUGCACUGACAUUUUGUGAAGCUAGCAACAGGUCAAUGCUAAAGAAGCUGGUUGUAUCCAAACAAAUAAGCGGAAGGUUAAGUGAAAGGAAAAAGUGUGGUACGUAUAGGGCAAACGGUUCUGAUAACCACAGCCUUAAGGAGCAUUGUGAAGCAAAGUCCAUUCAAGAGUUUGUGGAUUAUUCUGAAUUAAAAAUAUAUUUAUUUGUCUAAUCUAAUGUUAUGUUUUGAGAAAUUACAUUUUGGGAUUUUAUUAGCGAUAUUUCAGUCAUUAUAAUGAACAGAAAUAAACACUCACUCAGUCUGUAAUGAAUCUAUAUGAUAUAGAAUUUCACUUUUUUUAUCAAAUUACUGAAUUAACUUUUCAGGCAUAUUCUAAUUUAUUGACAUGCAACUAACUGUAUCACGCAGACUAUGCAACUGUGUGUUCAUCAGCUCAUUAGUCUAGUUUUAUUCCAUUUGAUACUUGAACCCUGUUCUUAUUAUUGCUGUCCUCCCACCAUCAUUUAUUCCAGUAUGUAAAAUCUGACCAAUGCCUCUGCAAACCCUACAGUACUCCGAAUAGAAAUGCACUUUAAAGUCAGCUUCAGGCCACUGGAAACUGAUCUAUGUGGUUUAGCUUGUUUUACCUUACUAUGCUGUAGCUAGGUGUCUCCUAAUGUGACCCAGUUACAGUUUUCUGAACUGUACAGGCUUAUUGUUGGAGAUACCAUAAAUCAGCGUUUGCAUUGUGGGAAAGUUGCAGAAACGACAGAUUUUCAGAGGGAUCUGAACCACUUCAAUGCGGAUGCUAGUGGCUCAUUUAUCCUGUCAGGACGUCUGCCUCCCCUUUUGUUGGAUCUGCAUGAGCUCAUGUUAUCAAUUAUAAAGAAUAAAAGUUUAAAUCACU